Striga asiatica is the source of this 3735-nucleotide messenger RNA. NCBI's taxonomy places the organism in Eukaryota, Viridiplantae, Streptophyta, Magnoliopsida, Lamiales, Orobanchaceae. The record is from the annotation of a GenBank genome assembly.
AUGUUUCCAUUGUUCUCAUCAUCCCAUCAUCUCCAGAAAUCUUGCCGCCCUCGGUUUAGCUCAGUUAUCAGUCGAAUUCUCUUUCACCAAAAGAAAUCACAUCUUCGUACGGUAGCUGAAACUAAAAACCCCAAAACACCUCCAUCAUCUGUUGAAGAGAACCCCGAAUAUUUAUCUUCAUUGAAAUUCCUAGGCAUUGCAAGAACUGUGAUCUCCAAGUGUUCGAACCUAUGGGAUUCCAGUAAAGGUGAGAUAUUCAACACUGCUUCGCUUAAAGAUCAUCUUUUGAGCUUAUCUAGCAUAUCCCCUCAUAUUGUACGUAGAUUUUGGAGAACCACCGUUUUGAAACCUGAACAUGUUCUUGAAAUAUUGCUGGGUUUCGAAUCGGACAGAUGUAAGAACAAUCUUGCGGUUAAAAAAGAUGUGGGGACUCUAUGGGGGAUUUUCAACUGGGCAAGUGGGCAAAGUAAGGAAUUCUUGCAUUCUCCUCACUCCUGUAAGAUUAUGGCUUCGUUGCUUGUGCACAAUGGGUAUUUUACAGAAGCCGACUAUUUGUUUUCUAGAAAAGAGAUCCAAGGAAUUUUGUUGGACUGUAAAGAAAUUUUCAAUAAUCUGAUUGCGGGGUAUUUGGGGGAGUUUGAUUUGGAGAAGGGUUUAUUGGUUUAUGAAAGAAUGCGGAGUCUGGAUUUAGUUCCAUCAUUGUCGACUUACAAUGCUCUUCUUGGAUAUUUGGUGGAAUUGAACGAAACCAAAUUGAUGUACAAUGUUUAUCUGGAUUUGAUCACAAUGGGAAUGGGAAGGAAUGUAGAAGAAAGUAGCUGUCAUGAGAACAUUAUUCGGUUGCUCUGUGUAGAUGGAAAAGUUCAAGAAGCCAGAGAUCUUGUUAGGAGAACCAUGAGUUUUGGAAUGAAACCGAGUAACUUGGUUGUUAACGCAAUUAGUUCUGGUUACUGUGAUAAGAAGGAUUACAGCGAUCUGUUAAGAUUUUUAGAUGAAGCUGGAAUCUUGCCCGAUAUGAAACUCGGGAACAAGAUUCUGUUUUCUUUGUGUAAUAAUUUUGGCACGGAUCAAGCGAGCGCUUUCUUGCAGAAAUUGGAAGAAAUUAAUUUCUGCCCAGCUGAAAUAACAUUUGGGAUCUUAAUCGGUUUUAGUUGUCGUGAAGGGAAAUUGAAAAAUGCUCUACUUUACAUCUCUGAUGUCCUUUCAAGAGGUCUAAAGCCAAAUGUCUACUCUUACAAUGCUCUCUUGAGUGGGAUGUUUAAGGAGGGCAUGUGGAUGCAAGCUCGUGAAGUGCUUCUCGACAUGAAAGAUACAGGAGUAAGUCCAGAUUUGUCAACCUAUAGAGUUCUAUUAGCGGGAUUUUGUAAAGCUAGACAAUUUGAUGAAGUCAAGGCAAUAGUGUCGGAGAUGGUGGAUUGUGACUUAAUAACUCUCUCACCCUUGGAGGAUUUACUAACAGAAGGGUUCAUGAUUUUGGGGCUGAGUCCAUCGCAUGUGAAGAUUAAAAGGGAUAACGACAGGGGAUUGUCUAAGACUGAGUUUUUUGACAGUCUUGGUAAUGGACUCUAUUUAGACACGGAUAUGGACGAGUACGAGAAGAUAAUUGCUUCAGUUCUCGAGGAUUCCAUGGUUCCUGAUUUUAAUUCCUCUAUAGUGGAGAAAAGUAGUAGUUCAGAUAUAAAUGGCAUUCAGAUAAUGGUGGAUGAGAUGGAAAAAUGGGGGCAAGAAUUAUCUUCUUCAGCCUCUGCUUCUUUAAUAAAUCGCUUUUGUAGAGGCCCCUUUAGUGUCAAGAACAUCACUCAUCAUGUGUCGGUCAUGUCGAAAUCAAUUUAUCAGCUUGAUUGCAAGAAUUUGAAUACUAUUAUUCAGAUGUACAGCAAAAAAGGAUUUACUUUUAAAGCACGAAUGCUUUUUGACGGGAUGGUGAAAAGGGGCUACACUAUUGAUAGCUGCACCUAUUCAUCUCUAUUGUUUGAUGCAUGCAGAAAGGGUGAUUUGCAAAGCUUCAGUUACUGUUUUGAUCUUGCGCGAAAAUCUAAUUGGUACCCUGAAGCAAAAGACGGUAAUGCCCUUCUAAGCUCUUUGUGCAGGAACAAAUGGUUGAGUGAAGCAUUUGAACUGUUUGAGACGAUACUCUCUGUUAGCCCUUAUGAUAUAUUGGGCACUUUUCACUCAUUACUUGAGGGGCUUUGUACUCAAGGAUUCACUAGUAUUGCUCGUCCCUUACUGGAGGAAUUUUCUAAACAAGGCAUGUUUUUGGAUAACACAGCUUAUAGCCAUCUUGUGAGUGGGUUUUGUCGAGAGAAGAAGUUCAUGGAAGCCCUCAGAAUAUUUGAUUACAUGCUCUCUUUGAAUCUAUCCCCACCGCAAGAUGUAGAGCAGGUGAUUUGUCAGCUUUGCAAAACAAACGUCGAAAAAGCUUUUGAGCUGAAAAAUUUAUUCAUAAGAAAUCAACCUCAUGCACUAAUUCUUAUCAAUCGUGCCUUGAUUAAUGGGUUAUGUAAGUCAGGAAGGAUUGAAAAAGCAGCCAGUGUAUUCCGGGAGGCAUCAUUAGAGGGCUCAAUUCUCGAUAUUGAGGUUUACAACUCUUUAAUUGAAGGCUAUUGCGGGCUGAACAACUUUGAAAAAGUUAAACAAAUUCUUGCAGUCAUGAUAAGGAAUAAUUUGAGCAUCUCGGUUUUUAGUUACAGUAAAAUGGUGCGCUCGGCUUGCACGGAGGAUAAAUUCUCUCUUGCAAUGAGCCUCAAAGAGCUUAUGUUCCACAUAAGUGAACUUCCACAGCUCGUUCUGUACAAUAUUCUGAUAUUUCACAUUUCUUCCACGCGGGCACUUUUUCUUCUGGAUGAGAUAAUUUUUACACUUGGAAAGAAAGGUAUACAUUUCGAUGAUGCCACUUAUAAUUACGUCAUCCGAGGAUUCUUGCUGUGUGAAGACACAUCACGUUGUUUACACUAUCUGACGGUCAUGAUUAGCAAAGGUUUAAAGCCAAGUAAUCGUACUUUAAGGAAAGUCAUCAACCGCCUUUGUGAAAAUGGGAAUAUUGGUCUUAUCAUGGAUUUGAGUCGACAAAUGGAAAUCAGAGGUUGGGAUUUUGGCCCGUUCAUCCAGUGUAAAAUUGUGAAUGCCCUUAUCGAUAACUGCAAUAUUCUUGAAGCUGUUGAAUUUCUUGAUAAGUUGAUGUCUAAAGAUUUGAUUUCCAAUAACAUAAGCUAUGAUUAUUUAAUCCAGCGGUUUUAUCAACAAGGGCGAAUUGAUAAAUCUGUCGAGCUUCUUGACUUAAUGUUGAGAAAGGGAAUUGCGCCUGAGUCGAACAGUUAUGAUUGCAUAAUCCAGGGUUUGUGUGAUUGCUGUGAAUGGGAUAAAGCAUUGGAUUGUUAUGCCGAGAUGUUGUGUAGAGGUUUAAAGCCGAGUUUGUCGACAUUUGAAACUCUUGUUUGUGGGUUGAGCAGAUGUGGCCUGCUCGAGGAAGGUGAGAAGAUACUUAAGUCGAUGAUUUUGUACUUUAGCGAAAAUCCGAGACGUGAGGUUUUCGAGACGUUGGUUGGUGCGUAUAUGUCAGAAAAGAAUAACAGUAAGGCGUUUGAGUUAUUGAAGGUUAUGCAGCAAAAGGGUUAUGAGCCGGAUUUUGAUACACAUUGGUCUUUGAUUGGUAACUUGAGUAAUUCCAGUAAAAUGGAUCAGAAAAGUGGGUUUUUGUCAAGCCUUCUUUCGGGUUUUGGGGUCGCACGAAAGUAA